Molecule: messenger RNA, 11291 nt
Organism: Sinocyclocheilus anshuiensis
Lineage: Eukaryota; Metazoa; Chordata; Actinopteri; Cypriniformes; Cyprinidae
Gene: triob
Product: trio Rho guanine nucleotide exchange factor b
Exons: 58
Coding region: 108-9497 (3129 amino acids)
Biological process (GO): protein phosphorylation; axon guidance
Cellular component (GO): cytoplasm; extrinsic component of membrane
Molecular function (GO): ATP binding; protein binding; guanyl-nucleotide exchange factor activity
Source: RefSeq, a predicted model, not a curated record
AGGGAGGAGAGAAAUUAUAGCCCUGGUUUCAUCAAGCCUUGCCUUAGUACAGCUGCUGAGUGUGUUUAUGGCUGAAGAUUUUUGCUGGAUGCUUCGGAUAAGGAAUAAUGGCCUUGCAGAUCCUCUCUGCAGGGAUUUGGUUCCACAGAAAUGAAGACAUGAAGGCUGUUGAAGUUCUUCCCAUCCUUAAAGAAAAGGUGGCAUUCUUAUCAGGUGGAAGAGAUCGUCGUGGAGGGCCAGUCCUUACAUUUCCAGCCAGGAGUAACCAUGACAGAAUACGACAGGAGGACCUCAGACGACUUAUUGCGUACCUUGCAGGCAUUCCCAGUGAGGAGGUGAGCAGACAUGGCUUCACGGUCAUCGUGGAUAUGCGAGGAUCCAAAUGGGAUUCUAUCAAACCUCUGCUGAAGAUCCUACAGGAAUCAUUUCCUUCCUGCAUCCACGUCGCUCUCAUCAUCAAGCCUGACAACUUCUGGCAGAAACAGAGGACGAAUUUUGGCAGUUCCAAGUUUGAAUUUGAGACCAUCAUGGUGUCCCUCGAGGGUUUGACCAAAGUGGUUGAUCCUUCCCAGCUGACUCCAGACUUCGAGGGCAGUCUGGAUUAUGACCACGAGGAGUGGAUCGAAGUUCGAGUGGCCUUUGAAGACUUCAUGAGCAAUGCAGCUCGUAUCCUUUCCCGUCUGGAAGAACUCCAGGACUUGGUGUCCCAGCGGGAGCUGCCGUCAGACCUGGACGGGUCUCGGCGUGCUAUGGAGGAACACGCCUCCCUGAAGAAAAAAGUUGCUAAAGCUCCUGUGGAGGAGUUAGAUACUGAGGGUCAACGCCUGCUUCAGCGAAUUCAGUGUGGGGAAAAAGGCAGAGGAGAUAUCCAGGGAUUAGCUCCAAAAGUCCAGGCGCUUCUGGAUAAACUCCACGCCACACGCCAACAUCUGCACCAAUCCUGGCACAUGCGCAAAAUUAAACUGGAUCAGUGCUUCCAGCUGAGACUCUUUCAGCAGGAUGCAGAGAAGAUGUUCGAUUGGAUCGUCCAUAAUAAAGGCCUGUUCUUGACAACCUACACAGAGAUAGGAGCCAACCAUCAGCAUGUGCUUGAGCUGCAGACCCAGCACAACCACUUUGCAAUGAACUGCAUGAAUGUGUAUGUGAACAUCAGUCGGAUCAUGUCCGUGGGGAACAGGCUGCUGGAGUCGGGUCACUAUGCAACCCAGCAGAUUCAGCAGAUCUCAGGUCAGCUGGAACAGGAGUGGAAAGCGUUUGCCGCUGCACUGGAUGAGAGGAGCACGCUGCUGGAGAUGUCUGCUAACUUCCACCAGAAAACCGACCAGUAUAUGAGCAACAUGGACUCUUGGUGUAAAGCCUGUGGAGAGGGAGAACUUCCUUCUGAGCUACAGGACCUGGAAGACACCAUCCACCACCACCAGGGUCUCUAUGAACACAUAACCACUGCCUAUUCUGAGGUAAGUCAGGAUGGCAAAGCCCUGCUAGAUAAGCUACAGCGGCCUUUGACCCCAGGAAGUGCAGAUUCGCUGACAGCCUCGGCUAACUACUCCAAGGCGGUGCACCAUGUUCUGGAUAUCAUUCAUGAGGUUCUGCAUCACCAGAGGCAGUUGGAGAACAUCUGGCAACACCGCAAACUUCGUCUUCACCAACGGCUACAGCUCUGCGUCUUCCAACAGGAUGUCCAGCAGGUUCUAGAUUGGAUUGAAAACCAUGGUGAGGCGUUCCUGAGUAAGCACACAGGAGUGGGGAAGUCUCUGCACAGGGCUCGAGCAUUACAGAAACGUCAUGAGGACUUUGAAGAAGUGGCUCAGAACACCUACACGAAUGCAGACAAACUCCUGGAGGCGGCAGAGCAGCUGGCUCAGACGGGCGAGUGUGACCCUGAGGAGAUCUACCAGGCUGCACACCAGCUGGAAGAUCGUAUCCAGGACUUCGUAAGACGGGUUGAACAACGCAAAGUCCUGCUCGACAUGUCUGUGGCCUUCCACACUCACAGCAAAGAACUGUGGACGUGGUUGGAGGAGCUUCAGAAGGAGCUGCUGGAUGAUGUUUAUGCUGAGUCAGUAGAGGCGGUGCAGGAGCUGAUCAAACGUUUCAGUCAGCAGCAGCAAACCACCCUGCAGGUCACCGUCAACGUCAUUAAAGAAGGGGAGGAUCUUAUCCAGCAGCUCAGAGACUCUGCAAUCUCCAGCAAUAAGACUCCUCAUAACAGCUCUAUGGCUCACAUCGAGAGCAUCCUGCAGCAGCUGGAUGAGGCCCAGGCUCAGAUGGAGGAACUGUUUCAGGAACGGAAGAUCAAAUUAGAGCUCUUUCUCCAACUCAGGAUUUUUGAACGAGAUGCCAUUGAUGUCAUCUCAGACCUGGAGUCAUGGAAUGAGGAGCUGUCUCAGCAGAUGAAUGAGUUUGACACUGAGGAUCUGACACUAGCAGAGCAGAGACUGCAGCAUCACGCAGAUAAAGCUCUCACCAUGAACAACCUCACCUUCCACGUCAUACACCAGGGACAGGAACUCCUGCAGUACGUCACAGAAGUUCAGGCCUCAGGUGUGGAGUUGUUGUGCGACCGUGAUGUUGACAUGGCGACGCGGGUGCAGGACCUGUUGGAUUUCCUGCAUGAGAAACAGCAGGAGCUGGACACAGCCGCAGAGCAGCACAGGAGACACCUGGAGCAGUGUGUGCAGCUCCGUCACUUACAGGCCGAGGUCAAACAGGUGCUGGGUUGGAUCCGUAAUGGGGAGUCAAUGCUCAAUGCAGGUCUCAUCACAGCCAGCUCUCUACAGGAGGCAGAACAACUGCAGCGGGAACAUGAACAAUUUCAGCACGCUAUUGAGAAAACCCAUCAGAGUGCACUGCAGGUGCAGCAGAAGGCAGAGGCUCUGCUACAGGCCAAUCACUACGAUAUGGACAUGAUCCGUGACUGCGCAGAGAAGGUGGCAUCUCACUGGCAGCAGCUCAUGCUGAAGAUGGAAGACCGCCUCAAACUGGUCAAUGCCUCAGUGGCUUUCUACAAGACAUCAGAGCAGGUGUGUAGUGUGCUGGAAAGUUUAGAGCAGGAAUACAAACGAGAGGAAGACUGGUGUGGAGGGACUGAUAAACUGGGACCAAACUCAGAGUCUGAUCACGUGACGCCCAUGAUCAGUAAACACCUGGAGCAGAAAGAGGCCUUCCUCAAGGCAUGCACAUUAGCAAGACGCAACGCUGAUGUCUUCCUCAAGUACUUGCACAGAAACAGUGUGAAUAUGCCGGGAAUGCUCGCACAUGUCAAAGCCCCUGAACAACAAGUCAAGAACAUCCUUAAUGAGUUGCUGCAGCGGGAGAACCGGGUUCUGCACUUCUGGACCAUGAGGAAGAGAAGGCUUGACCAGUGUCAGCAGUAUGUGGUGUUUGAACGCAGCGCCAAACAGCAAACCAAAGAGCGGGUAAAGUUGUUGAUCCAGCUGGCUGAUGGUUUUUGUGAGAAGGGCCACGCCCAUGUGAGCGAGAUUCAGAAAUGGGUCGCCUCGGUGGAUAAACGCUACCGCGACUUUUCCCUCCGCAUGGACAAGUACCGUUCCUGCCUGGAGAAAGCGCUUGGCCUGUCCACUGACUCCAACAAAGCGAGUAAAGGUCUGCAGUUGGACAUCAUUCCAGCCAGUGCUCCUGGUGCAGAGGUCAAGCUCAGAGACGCCAACCAUGAACUCAAUGAGGAGAAACGCAAAUCGGCCCGCAGAAAAGAGUUUAUAAUGGCGGAGCUCAUUCAGACCGAGAAGGCAUAUGUGAGAGACCUGCGGGAGUGUAUGGAUACAUAUCUGUGGGAGAUGACCAGUGGUGUGGAGGAGAUUCCCCCAGGGAUUGUCAAUAGAGAGCACAUCAUUUUCGGCAACAUGCAAGACCUAUACGAGUUCCAUCACAAUAUUUUCCUUAAAGAACUGGAAAAAUAUGAGCAGCUUCCAGAGGAUGUGGGUCACUGUUUCGUCACAUGGGCUGAUAAGUUUCAGAUGUAUGUGAAUUACUGUAAGAACAAGCCUGACUCCACUCAGCUGAUUCUGGAACAUGCGGGGACCUAUUUUGAUGAAAUCCAACAGAGACACAGGCUGGCUAAUUCCAUCUCAUCAUACCUUAUUAAACCAGUUCAGAGGAUCACCAAGUAUCAGCUUCUGCUGAAGGAACUAUUGACAUGUUGUGAGGAGGGUAAAGGAGAAAUUAAAGAUGGCCUGGAGGUUAUGCUUAGUGUGCCCAAAAAAGCUAAUGAUGCUAUGCACCUCAGCCUGCUGGAGGGUUUUGAUGAGAACAUUGAGUCUCAGGGUGAGUUGAUUCUGCAGGAGUCAUUCCAGGUUUGGGAUCCAAAGACUCUGAUUCGUAAGGGCAGAGAGCGGCACCUCUUCCUUUUUGAGAUGUCUCUCAUCUUCAGCAAGGACGUCAAAGACUCCAACGGAAGGAGCAAGUACCUCUACAAGAGCAAACUCAUGACCUCAGAACUAGGAGUUACUGAACAUGUGGAAGGAGAUCCAUGUAAAUUUGCACUCUGGGUUGGACGGACACCUACCUCAGACAACAAAAUAGUGCUGAAGGCUUCAUGUAUUGAAAACAAACAGGAUUGGAUUAAACAUGUUCGUGAAGUUAUCCAGGAGCGUACCAUCCAUUUACGGGGGGCACUCAAAGAGCCAAUCCACAUUCCCAAAGCCACUGCAGCCAAACACAAGGGCAAGCGGGAUGGAGAGGACCUAGACAGUCAGGGUGAUGCAAGCAGUCAGCCAGACACCAUCUCCAUCGCCUCCCGCACCUCCCAGAAUACACUGGAUAGCGACAAGUUGUCCGGUGGUUCAGAGUUGACGGUGGUCAUCCACGACUUCAUGGCCAGUAAUGGAUCGGAGUUGACUGUACGCAGAGGUCAGACGGUGGAGCUUGUAGAAAGGCCCCAGGACAAGCCCGACUGGUGUCUGGUUCGCACCACUGACCGUUCACCUGCCCAGGAGGGCCUGGUUCCCAGCUCUAUGCUUUGCAUCGCCCAUUCCCGAAGUAGCAUGGAGAUGGAGGGCAUUUUCAACCAUAAAGACACGCUCUCAGUCUCCAGUAAUGACGGAGGACUUUCGGGCAGUGCCACGCUGCAGCCGGGUCAUUUGCAGAGCUCUCCUGGACCCAAACGGCCCGGAAAUACUCUGCGCAAGUGGCUGACCAGCCCUGUCAGACGGCUCAGCAGUGGUAAAGCAGACGGCCAUGUGAAGAAACUUGCACACAAGCACAAGAAGAGUCGAGAUGUCCGCAAGAACGCAGACGCCGGCUCACAGAAAGACUCAGAUGACAGUGCCGCCACACCACAAGAUGAGACCAUAGAGGAGAGGAUGAGAAAUGAGGGACUGAGCAGUGGCACUCUGUCUAAGUCUUCCUCCUCAGGGAUGCAGAGCUGUGGUGAGGAGGAAGGGGAGGAAGGGCCUGACUCGGUUCCCCUGCCGCCCCCUAUGGCCAUCCAACAGCACAGUCUUCUGCAUCAGGACUCCCAGGAGGACAAGGCUACCUCCCGUCUGUCUGGACGUCUCAGCAGCUCAGAGACACCAAGUGCAGCUGAACUGGUCAGCGCCAUUGAGGAACUCGUCAAGAGCAAAAUGAGUCUGGAGGACAGGCCUAGUUCUCUCCCUGUUGAGCGAGGAGAUAGCAGUAGUCCUUCCUGCAACCCAUCGGAUAACUCCCUCCUGUCUUCCUCCUCUCCCAUCGACGAGAUGGAUGAACGCAAGACUGGGAUCCUCAAGAGACGACACUAUGUACUGCUGGAACUGGUGGAGACCGAGAGAGACUAUGUGAGAGACCUUGGUGCAGUCGUGGAGGGCUACAUGAACAGGAUGAGGGAGGAGGGUGUACCCGACGACAUGAAGGGCAAAGAUAAAAUCGUCUUUGGGAACAUUCACCAGAUUUAUGAGUGGCAUAAAGACUUCUUUCUUGGUGAGCUAGAGAAGUGCUUGGAAGACCCAGAUAGGCUCGCACCCCUGUUUAUAAGACAGGAACGAAGACUGCACAUGUACAUUGUCUACUGCCAAAACAAGCCCAAAUCAGAGCACAUUGUUUCAGAGUACAUCGACACGUAUUUUGAGGAUUUAAAACAGAGGUUGGGCCACAGGCUACAGAUCACAGAUCUACUGAUUAAACCAGUGCAGCGGAUCAUGAAAUACCAGCUUCUUCUGAAGGAUUUUUUCAAGUUCUCCAAAAAGGCUGGUUUGGACACUGUAGAAUUAGAGAAAGCAGUAGAGGUGAUGUGUGUUGUUCCAAAACGCUGCAAUGACAUGAUGAAUGUUGGACGUCUCCAAGGAUUUGAUGGUAAAAUUGUAGCCCAGGGAAGACUGCUUCUACAGGACACCUUCAUGGUCUCCGACCAGGAUGGUGGUCUCCUUUCCCGCAUGAAAGAGAGGCGUGUCUUUCUCUUCGAGCAGAUAGUUAUCUUCAGCGAACCUCUGGAUAAAAAGAAGGGAUUCUCUAUGCCGGGCUAUCUGUUUAAGAACAGCGUAAAGGUCAGUUGGUUGGGUCUAGAAGAGAGUCCUGACAAUGACCCUUGUAAGUUUAUUUUGACCUCGAGGUCAUCCGCUGGCAGUACAGAGCACUAUGUCCUCCAUUCCUCCAACCGGGCAGUUUGCCUAGUAUGGAUCCAGCAGAUCAGCAGCAUCCUGGAGAACCAGAGAAACUUCCUCAAUGCACUGACUUCACCCAUUGAAUACCAACGGAAUCAUGUUGGGGCAAGCGGUCUGGGUGGACCCAGCAGCAGUGGACUUCCGGGGGGUAGCAGCAGCUCUGCCAUGGUUCCCAGCUGUGGCUCUCGGUCCCGAGCUUCCCGAAUCCCUCAACCUUCUUCUCGUCUCCCCCAGCCUGUGCAGCACCACCACGCCCCCGCCCCAGAUGACCACACUUCAGGUACGUGUCCUCUUCCUGACCAGGACCUAAACGGUGAGGUCCCUAGGAUGCGGGUCCUGGAGAGCCCCUUGAAGGAGCUACGUGAGGAAGCCCAAUCAGGGACACCCAUUCCAAGAGCCACAGUCGCACCCCUGUCCCUAACAAAGCCCCGUCUCAGAGUCCCCUCGCCCAUUCUCUCCCCCUUGAACCCUCAGAACUUUGCAGUCCAGAAGGGCUCCCCGUUUUGGGCCUCAAUGCCAGUCUCGCCUACUGGCAGGCCUGGCUCUUACACAGAGCAGAGUGACCCGUUGAGUCGCAACCAGUGUCAGACUCGCAGGCACUCCACCCACAGUAAGGAGUUGGACCACAUCAGUACUUGCUCCUCCACCAGUGAGCAGUCCCUGCAUUCCACUCACAGCAAUGGGAGUGAAAGCAGCAGCAGCAGCAGUGUGUCAACCAUGUUGGUGACCCAGGACUACGUGGCUCUAAAAGAAGAUGAGAUCAGCGUGUAUCAAGGAGAGGUUGUACAGAUAUUGGCCUCUAACCAGCAAAACAUGUUUCUAGUUUUCCGUGCCGCCACAGAACAAGGCCCAGCAGCCGAGGGCUGGAUCCCCGGCUACGUUCUGGGUCACACCUCCACCGUCAUUCCCGACUACCCUGAUGGAACCCUCAAAUCAGGGACACCCAUUCCAAGAGCCACAGUCGCACCCCUGUCCCUAACAAAGCCCCGUCUCAGAGUCCCCUCGCCCAUUCUCUCCCCCUUGAACCCUCAGAACUUUGCAGUCCAGAAGGGCUCCCCGUUUUGGGCCUCAAUGCCAGUCUCGCCUACUGGCAGGCCUGGCUCUUACACAGAGCAGAGUGACCCGUUGAGUCGCAACCAGUGUCAGACUCGCAGGCACUCCACCCACAGUAAGGAGUUGGACCACAUCAGUACUUGCUCCUCCACCAGUGAGCAGUCCCUGCAUUCCACUCACAGCAAUGGGAGUGAAAGCAGCAGCAGCAGCAGUGUGUCAACCAUGUUGGUGACCCAGGACUACGUGGCUCUAAAAGAAGAUGAGAUCAGCGUGUAUCAAGGAGAGGUUGUACAGAUAUUGGCCUCUAACCAGCAAAACAUGUUUCUAGUUUUCCGUGCCGCCACAGAACAAGGCCCAGCAGCCGAGGGCUGGAUCCCCGGCUACGUUCUGGGUCACACCUCCACCGUCAUUCCCGACUACCCUGAUGGAACCCUCAAGAAGUCCUCAUCGUGGCACACAGCUCUACGCAUCAGACGAAAGUCCGAAAGGAGAGACAAAGAGGGCAGGAAAGAGAGCAAAUCCGAGAAUGGCUAUCGCAAGUCUCGAGAUGGAUCAGCCAAUAAGGUUUCUGUAAAGCUUUUGAAUCCCAACUACAUUUAUGAUGUUCCCCCAGAGUUCGUGGUCCCCCUGAGUGAGGUGGUGUGCGACAGGGGCGACAGUGUUACCCUCCGCUGUAAGAUCUGUGGGCAGCCCAAAGCCUCGGUCUGUUGGAGAGGGCCUGACCAGAGCACUCUCAGCAAUGGUGGACGAUACACACUCACACACAGUGAGACAGGGGAAGUGACCCUCCGUAUCUCACCUGCCUCUCUGGACGACAGCGGCACCUACACCUGCAUCGCCUCUAAUGACGUGGGCUCAGUGACAACAUCAGCCUACCUCAGGGUGCUUGGCACUUCCUGUGACGGCAUCCUCUGGAAGGAUAACUUUGAGUCCCUCUACACUGAAGUCAUGGAACUGGGGAGAGGCAGGUUUGCAGUCACUAAGUGGUGUGAGCAAAGAGGAAGCAGGCGAUCAGUGGCCGCUAAGCUAGUAAAUAAGAAGCUAAUGCGUCGAGAGCAGGUGGUUCAAGAGCUGGGUGUCCUACAGUGUCUUCAGCAUCCUCACCUAGUGGGCCUGCUGGACACCUACGAGACCCCAGCCAGUUACGUUCUCAUCCUGGAGAUCGCUGAUCAAGGACGUCUCCUGGACUAUAUUGUUAGCUGGGGGAACCUGACAGAAGAAAAGGUGUCUCUUUACCUGCGGGAUAUUCUAGAAGCUUUACACUACCUUCACACAUGCAGGAUUGCUCAUCUUGACUUGAAGCCCGAGAAUGUAUUAAUCGUGCAAACGUCAACCCAGCCUCUAGUCAAACUGACGGACUUUGGUGAUGCGGCACAUCUCUCCAGCACCCCGUACAUCCAGCCUCUGCUGGGCAGCCCAGAGUUCUCCGCCCCUGAGCUGGUGCUGGGUGAGCCCGCGGCUCUGGCGUCUGACCUCUGGAGUCUAGGCGUGCUGGCCUACGUGAUGCUCAGCGGGGCGUCCCCUUUCCUGGACGAGAGCGUCGAGGAGACCUGCCUCAACAUCUGCCGCCUCGACUUCAGCUUCCCGGAGGACUACUUCCGCGGCGUGAGUCCGGCGGCGCGGGACUUGGUAUGCGUCCUACUCCAAGGCGAGCCGUGCAGACGUCCCUCUGCGCAGGUUUGCCUGCGUGAGCAGCCAUGGCUGCAGCCCAACGCAGCCUCUGGAGCAGCUCGCCUCAACACUUCCAGACUCAUCUCUUUUAUAGAGCGGAGGAAACAUCAGAACGACCUGCGACCCGUGGCCAGUUUCCGAGCAUUCCUGCGUAGUCGCCUGCUUAGCCAGAGCUGAGAGAAACGUCGAGUGCAAAUCUUGUUCUCCUGCAGUUCUGAGUAGGAUAUUAAGGAAAGUAUAGGUUGCUGAUAUAUGCUGAAAUCUCAUCCUGCUUUUAGAGUCAUUCUGAAACGGUUCUGGGUCUCUGUUACUGUAACUGCUGCUGACAAAACUCUGAAGUCCCCUUUUCCAACCCUUCAAAAAUCAUUUCUGCUACAUGUACAUGUUCUCUCUUUGUAUGGACAAAGCUUACAAGAAAAAAAAAAGUGAAUUAAGAAGGUCCUUUUGAAGGUUUUUCCCUGAGCCAGAAAGGUUUAGCCUCAUGUUCGGACAGUAUUUCAAUCAGGUUGUUUCAGUGGAGUACUGUAAUUUGAAUAGCUACAUUCAGGAAUGAUUACAUUUUGUACAAACCAUGUAUAGAAGCACAGAAAAGAUGAUAUCUUUGUCCUGAACGUUUUGGAGAGAGAAAAAAAAAAGCUUAUUUAAAGAUUUAAAGGGAAGCAUUCAUCUCAAGUUCUAUGUUUGAUAAACAUACAGUCAGUCAUAUUGGAAAUCGAUCAUAACAAAUGAAACGACUUUUAAUAGCUGCAACUCUUUCGGACGAGAAGUAAAAGAUAAACUUUUGAUUUCAACUCACAUCUGUCUAUCAGCCUUAUGUUGUAAAUAAACUGGACCUGCCUUCAAUCAUGUUAAUUUGCAGUGUUUGAAAUGCUUUCUCAUUGGCUGCUCAAGACUUUCAACUGACCAGUUAGAAUACAAGCUGGAAAGCCGCCGAAGGCAGGAAGUGUCGGUAACCACAGCAAAUGUGCACUCUUUGUAACUUGUUGAAAAGUGCAAUGUUGGGGCUUUACCAUUUUGCAGCUAUUUAUAAUGAUUCGUGUUAAAUCAACAUUGUUAAGUACAUGUGUCAGCCACUGCGAGUUAAGAUAUAAUGUGUCCGUGGCUCUUUUGCUGAGAUUUCUGUGUUCAGUAUUAUUUUGUACGCUUAAGCCUCAUUGGUGAAAAAUAAUUUGUGUCUUUGUCACACUUUGGUUAUGAAUGUCGUUAUUUUUAUCGUUAUACCAAAGUUACAUAAAUGCUUCUUCAUCUCCCUGUGUGGUGGUUAUAAUUUGUAAGUUAUGAAUGCAGUUCUGACUCCUGGAGCAGGAGUUUACUUGUAUUGAUUGUUGAUUUAUUUAUUGUGUCUUGUUCGGUUUUUGUUAAUCGAAUUGAAUUGAAGUAGUGCUUCAUAUUGUCAGAUUAUUAGGAAUUUUCAUUUCCAUAUCUGCUCAUUGUAGCAGUAGUCUGUUAUUGUAAGUUUGCAUGACUAAAUGACAAGAAUUAUUCUUUGUUUUCAGUUCACCUUGUUUUAAAUACAAUGAGAUGAAUCGUUCCCCAUGUACUGUUUCUGCUGUACAGGAAGAAAGUAUAAAGUGAAUUGUCUCCAAAUUGUGGGUUGAAGUUUAAGAGGAAAGUCGCAGUGCUCUAAUAAUCCAAAAUAACAACGGUUAACCCUUGUCACUAAAACCUAGUUGCAAUUAUUGCUGAAUAUAAAGGAGGUGAAUAACAUGCUGCGUCAGUAAUGUUAGUAUGAUUUUUCAUGUUUUAUUUAAGUUAGUUUCUCAUAAUGUAUAGAUGUACAGACACCUGGACGUAGCGACACCCUGUUUUUUUACAUAACAAUGUCAUUUUGAAUGUUUUUGACUCGAUGUUAUUUUUGCAUGUAUAUUUCUUUGUACAGAAACCAUACAUGUUUGCACAUUCUGUGCUGUACAUAAGUAACUUUACCCUUGGUUAUUUUUGAGAUUAAACAUCUGAAACAUUUUAUUCGUA